This is a messenger RNA of Mytilus trossulus (common blue mussel), 1323 nucleotides long. RefSeq lists its product as uncharacterized. Lineage: Eukaryota; Metazoa; Mollusca; Bivalvia; Mytilida; Mytilidae. The record is from RefSeq and is a predicted model, not a curated record. The coding region runs from base 1 to 1323 and encodes 440 amino acids. The transcript is spliced from 2 exons.
AUGGAAAAGACAUACUUAAAAUGUGCCAGGGGUCAUGGACAAGGUACAUGUGGAGGUGGCGGAAAACAUAAAGGCAAUACCGAAGACCGUAAAAAUACAGAAAGGCCCGAUAAGAAUGAUAAAGAUGGCAACGGCAAAAACCGUAAAAAUACAGAAAGGCGCCAUAACAAUGAUAAAGAUGGCAAUGGCGAAGGCCAUAAAAAUACAGAAAGGCGCGAUCACAAUGAUAAAGAUGGUAGUGACGAAGGCCGUAAAAAUACAGAAAGGCGCCAUAACAAUGACAAAGUUGGCAAUGGCGAAGACCGUAAAAAUACAGAAAGGCGCGAUCACAAUGAUAAAGAUGGCAAUGGCGAAGACCGUAAAAAUACAGAAAGGCACGAUAACAAUGAUAAAGAUGGUAAUGGUGAAGACCGUAAAAAUACAGAAAGGCGCAACAACAAUGAUAAAGAUGGUAAUGGUGAAGAUCGUAAAAAUACAGAAAGGCGCAAUCAUAAUGAUAAAGAUGGUAAUGGUGAAGACCGUAAAAAUACAGAAAGGCGCGAUCACAAUGAUAAAGAUGGCAAUGGCGAGGACCGUAAAAAUACAGAAAGGCGCGAUCACAAUGAUAAAGAUGGCAACGGCGAAGACCGUAAAAAUACAGAAAGGCGCGAUAACAAUGAUAAAGAUGGCAAUGGCGAAGACCGUAAAAAUACAGAAAGGCGCCAUAACAAUGAUAAAGAUGGCAAUGGCGAAGACCGUAAAAAUACAGAAAGGCGCGAUCACAAUGAUAAAGAUGGCAAUGGCGAAGGCCAUAAAAAUACAGAAAGGCGCGAUCACAAUGAUAAAGAUGGCAAUGGCGAAGGCCAUAAAAAUACAGAAAGGCGCCAUAACAAUGAUAAAGACGGCAAUGGAGAAGGACAUAAAAAUACAGAAAGGCGCGAUCACAAUGAUAAAGAUGGUAGUGAGGAAGGCCGUAAAAAUACGGAAAGACGCGAUCACAAUGAUAAAGAUUGUAAUGGCAAAGACCGUAAAAAUACAGAAAGGCGCCAUAACAAUGAUAAAGAUGGCAAUGGCGAAGACCGUAAAAAUACAAAAAGGCGCGAUCACAAUGAUAAAGAUGGCAAUGGCGAAGACCGUAAAAAUACAGAAAGGCGCGAUAAGAAUGAUAAAGAUGGCAAUGGCGAAGACCGUAAAAAUACAGAAAGGCGCGAUCACAAUGAUAAAGAUGGCAAUGGCGAAGACCGUAAAAAUACAGAAAGGCGCGAUAACAAUGAUAAAGAUGGCAAUGGCAAAGACCAUACAAAUCACAAUGAUAAAGAUGGUAAUGUUGCAGAUAAAGAAUAG